AUGACGUCGGAAUUAUGCGCGAUGGGUUGCGUCUGCGCCAUUGUCGUCACGAAUUUCGGCGCUGCAUACGGAACUGCUAAGGCCGGCGUCGGCGUCUGCUCGAUGGCCAUCCUGCAACCUGACUUGAUUGUGAAGAAUAUUGUCCCUGUCGUGAUGGCUGGUAUUAUUGCCAUCUAUGGUCUAGUCGUUUCCGUCCUUAUCGCAAACGAUUUGCAGCAGAACCUCGCUUUAUAUACAGGCUUUAUCCAGCUUGGCGCAGGUCUCUCGGUCGGUCUUGCUGGCUUGGCAGCUGGAUUUUCUAUUGGCAUCGUCGGCGAUGCUGGCGUUCGUGGAACAGCUCAGCAGCCAAAGCUGUAUGUUGGUAUGAUUCUGAUACUCAUCUUCUCUGAAGUGCUUGGCCUUUACGGUCUAAUUGUCGCCCUUCUCAUGAACUCACGCUCGAAACAAGAUGUCGAGGACUGCUUCUAA
This is a messenger RNA of Penicillium pulvis, 468 nucleotides long. Its product is annotated as V-type proton ATPase proteolipid subunit. Gene Ontology annotation, molecular function: proton-transporting ATPase activity, rotational mechanism. NCBI's taxonomy places the organism in Eukaryota, Fungi, Ascomycota, Eurotiomycetes, Eurotiales, Aspergillaceae. The coding region runs from base 1 to 468 and encodes 155 amino acids. Gene Ontology annotation, cellular component: proton-transporting V-type ATPase, V0 domain. The transcript is spliced from 5 exons. Gene Ontology annotation, biological process: proton transmembrane transport. The record is from RefSeq and is a predicted model, not a curated record.